Messenger RNA from Oryza brachyantha (malo sina), 2499 nucleotides. Its product is annotated as WD repeat-containing protein 70. Lineage: Eukaryota; Viridiplantae; Streptophyta; Magnoliopsida; Poales; Poaceae. The coding region runs from base 99 to 2009 and encodes 636 amino acids. Gene Ontology annotation, molecular function: protein binding. Gene Ontology annotation, cellular component: nucleus; site of double-strand break. The record is from RefSeq and is a predicted model, not a curated record. The transcript has 10 exons. Gene Ontology annotation, biological process: regulation of DNA double-strand break processing.
CAGCACACACGCGAGAAACCACACGCACGCACCGACCUGCUCGAGAAAGAGAAGAAAAAAAACUGAAAGCCUCGUCGGCGGCGAGCGGAGAGCGGCCGAUGGCGGACGGCGGCGAGAUGGACGAGGAGGCCAUGCGGGCCUUCUUCCCCAUGUCCUUCGGCAAGGCGCCCGCGCGGUCCAGCGGCGCCGCCUCCGCCGCCCACGCCUCCACCCUCCGCAAGCCGCCCCAAAACCCUAGCGCCAGGCCCUCCGCCGCGGACGACGACGACGAUGACGACGGCGGCGUUAUGGUUGGGCCUCCUCGCGCGCCGCCCCGGACUUCCGGGGAGGGGGAGGACGACGAAGAGGGCGGCGGGGUGAUGAUUGGACCGCCUCGGCCACCUCCGCGGUCCUCCUCUCGCGGUGAGGGGGAGGACGCUGACGGUGGCAUGAUUGGGCCGCCUCGGCCGCCUCCGGUGAAGGAGGUGGAUGAGGAGGAGGAGGAGGAAGAGGACGAGGACGAGGACGACGACGGGGAUGACAGCGACGACGAGAUGGAGGAUGGCGGCGAGGGUUACAAUCGGAUUCCUCUCAGUAACGAAAUUGUUCUGCGGGGGCACACCAAGGUUGUGUCAGCUCUUGCUGUUGACCAUACAGGAUCCCGAGUGCUCUCUGGAAGCUAUGACUACACUGUACGUAUGUACGACUUCCAAGGUAUGAACUCAAAGCUACAAUCGUUCAGGCAGUUAGAACCGUUUGAGGGGCACCAAGUUCGCAGCUUAAGUUGGAGUCCAACAUCGGAUCGGUUCUUAUGUGUUACCGGUUCGGCUCAGGCCAAGAUAUAUGAUCGAGAUGGGCUUACACUAGGCGAGUUUAUUAAGGGUGAUAUGUAUAUCCGUGAUCUGAAGAAUACAAAAGGGCACAUUUCUGGGCUUACUGGUGGUGAAUGGAAUCCCAAGUCAAAAGAAACCAUAUUGACCUCAUCAGAAGAUGGAUCUAUCCGUCUGUGGGAUGUAUCAGACUUUAAAAGUCAAAAGCAGGUCAUAAAACCUAAGCUAGCAAGACCAAUGCGAAUUCCUGUUACUACAUGUGCAUGGGAUCAUGAAGGCAAACGAAUUGUUGGUGGGAUAGGGGAUGGUUCAAUUCAGCUCUGGACUGUAAAGACUGGAUGGGGAAGCAGGCCAGAUAUACAUGUUGCGAAUACACAUACAGAAGAUAUUACAGGGGUCAAGUUCUCUACAGACGGACAGACACUUCUGUCCAGAAGUAUGGAUAGUACUCUGAAGAUAUGGGAUUUGAGGAAAAUGAAAACUCCGUUGAAAGUUUUUGAAGAUUUACCAAAUCACUAUGCUGAAACGAAUGUGGCUUUAAGCCCCGAUGAGCAACUUAUCUUUACAGGAACUUCUAUUGAGAAAGAUGGUGAAAAUGGAGGCCUACUUUGCUUCUUUGACCGAAGGAAACUUGAGCUUGUAUCAAGGGUGGGGAUUUCACCACAGUAUAGUGUGAUAAGGUGUCUAUGGCAUCCAAGGAUUAAUCAGGUAUUUGCAACAGUUGGAGACAAGAAGGAAGGUGGUACUCAUAUCUUGUAUGAUCCUUCUAUUAGUCAGAGAGGAGCACUUGUAUGUGUUGGACGAGCACCGAGGAAAAAAUCUGUUGAUGAUUAUGAGGUGCAACCUGUAAUUCACAAUCCACAUGCACUGCCACUAUUUAGAGAUCAACCAAGUCGGAAACGGCAAAGAGAGAAGAUACUGAAAGACCCACUUAAAUCUCAUAAACCGGAAGCUCCAGUCAAUGGACCUGGCUUUGGUGGAAGAGUUGGUACUACAAAAGGCAGCUUGUUGACACAGUACCUCUUGAAGGAAGGUGGUUUGAUCAAGGAGACAUGGAUGGAUGAGGAUCCAAGAGAGGCAAUUUUGAAGUACGCUGAUGCUGCAGAGAAAGAUCCAAAGUUCAUUGCACCAGCAUAUUCCCAAACUCAGCCGAAUCCUCUAUUUGCAGAGUCAGAUUCUGAAGGCGAAGAAAAAAAAUAAUUGACAAUAUUAAGUUUCAUGCAUGAGCCUGGCAAUACAAUGUGUUUACUGCUGAGUAACUAAAGAGGGUGCAAAAGCGUCAUUAAGGCAAAGAUAACACUGGAGAUAACCUGUUUAGAAAACUUUAUGAAAGAGUUGUGGGAUGAGAAUAGCUGAAGUAAAAUUGUACCCGUUGGGCCCCAUGGCGAGCGAAGAAUAUUGUUGCAUAUUCAUGUUGUAGCAGUCUGGCACGACGUGGCUUUGGUUCACGGGUUACCGACACAUUUUCCAUUCGUAUGUAUACUCCAUGGCUCCAUUCUUUGUACUAAUCAUGUACUCCUGUUUGUGCGCCAGCAACUCAUAAGAACACGUUCAGUGUAAAAUUAUAUCGUUACUUGCAACUGAUGUGCAAAACACAUCAACGCAGUUCGGUUCCCAAUGACCAGAUGUAACUCUAGCUCAUUUUCUAGUGUAAUCAAUACACACUAAUACAGUUGCUUUCUUCAUUAUA